Molecule: messenger RNA, 1293 nt
Organism: Caenorhabditis bovis
Lineage: Eukaryota; Metazoa; Nematoda; Chromadorea; Rhabditida; Rhabditidae
Source: the annotation of a GenBank genome assembly
AUGGUAAGCGUAGAUCCGUUAGCUGGUGAUAGAUGGCGAAGCGUUCGUCGACUCACUGAUCGUGCAACACCAUAUUCAGUGCCAUGGUUUGAACCAGGACCAGAAAAUUUCGAGUCGCUUCAAAAAGCUCGAGUUCUAGUCAUCGGUGCCGGCGGUUUAGGAUGCGAAUUGCUAAAAAAUCUGGCACUUAGUGGAUUUAGGAACAUUGAUGUCAUCGAUAUGGACACAAUCGACGUCUCAAAUUUAAAUAGGCAAUUUUUAUUCCGCGAGUCAGAUGUUGGCAAAUCGAAAGCCGAGGUUGCUGCAGCAUUUGUGCGAAAUCGUGUGGACGGAUGCACUGUGACGGCGCACAACUGUCGGAUUGAGGACAAAUCACCGCAAUUCUAUCGGCAAUUCUCAAUGGUAAUAUGCGGUCUCGACUCGAUCGCCGCUCGUCGAUGGAUCAAUUCGAUGCUGUGCGAUUUGGUGCAAAUCGACGAUAAUGGCGAAAUCGAUCCGCAAACGAUUAUCCCAAUGGUGGAUGGUGGAACCGAAGGGUUCAAAGGAAACGCGAGAGUGAUCUACCCGAAAAUGACAGCAUGUAUAGAUUGUACUUUAGAUUUAUUUCCUCCGCAGGUCAACUUCCCAUUAUGCACGAUCGCCCAUACGCCAAGGCUCCCAGAGCACUGCAUUGAAUAUAUCAAAGUAGUCGUUUGGCCCAACGAGAAACCAUUCGAUGGAGCAAAUUUGGAUGCAGACGAUCCGAAACACGUUGAAUGGGUGUUUCAAAAAGCAUCGGAACGCGCGAAACAAUUCGAUAUUCGUGGCGUGGAUCCACGAUUAACAUCGGGGGUCUUGAAGCGAAUUAUUCCCGCUGUGGCAUCGACAAAUGCUGUGAUCGCUGCUUCAUGUGCGCUAGAAGCGUUAAAACUUGCGUCAAACGUUGCCAUUCCUAUCAAUAAUUAUCUGAAUUUCACACAGAUCUACGGAGUGUUCACUGGCGUCGUUUCCAUGGAAAAAGAUCCAAACUGCCCGACAUGUUCCGGUGGAAGUUUCAAAAUCGAUAUUUCAUCGAAUGCAACACUUCGGGAAUUGAUUGAGAAAUUGUCGGCUCGAUACCAUUUGCGCAAUCCGAGCUUAGAAACAUCCAAACAAAAAUUAUACACAAUCAGCGCAUUUAUGCCCCAACUGGAGCAACAGAGCAAGGAUAAUCUUAGCCGCGCGCUUCGAGAACUUUUAAGCGAAGGGGAAGAGUUGCUUCUCGCCGAUGAGACGCUUUCGAAAGCAAUGUCGCUCCGCUUAAAUUUCAUAUGA